Messenger RNA from Triticum urartu, 3225 nucleotides. Lineage: Eukaryota; Viridiplantae; Streptophyta; Magnoliopsida; Poales; Poaceae. The record is from RefSeq and is a predicted model, not a curated record.
UAUUUAAUAAAUGUCUCACAAAAAUAUCCAUCAAAAAAUGCAAAGCCAUCACUCACAUCUACAAACUCGACAAUGGGGAAUGCCCUCACGCCCCACCAUCUAUAGUCGGGGUCACUGCCAAUCCGCCCGCAUGACGUACCAGGAGCAAACACCAGGUGCAGCAGAGCCAAAGCAUACACCGCCUGCGCACGCUUUAGAAGCCGCCACCACCAUCGUACCGUUGGCCUAUCUUUAAGAAAGAGAUCCACAUCAUCCUUGUCAGGUCGGUCGGCCAUCGACACCGCCACGGCGCCAAAUAGCACCACCGGCCUGCACUCGUCCAUCAAGACACAUCUGCCAUCAGGACUGCACCAUGCCGCCGAGACCCGCCGGCAUCGACGCGGUAGAUACAACGCAGCUCCACCUCUGGACCCCUCCAACCAGCACUUGCUCCAAUAACAAUGCCCCCAAGAGGGGUGUGACGCCAGACGUUAGCAUCAUCCGAUCUGAUAGACCCAGACCCAGAGUUUCACUGGAGCAAACAUCCCUUCCCGACAAGUUUACAUAGUGAUCCAACGCCUUUACGCCUUCGUGAUCUCUCCGGCAGAUAUGAGCUCCAAAACAGUGCCUCCAAGAAGAUAGACGACGCCACAUGCCGCCAUGCCGCCACUGUCCGGUCUAUGCUGACUCGGUCCGUGCGAAGAGUUUGCUAGUCAAACGCCAUGUCCAGCCUUAUAUUAUCUGCUGAACCUCGACCAACAUCUUCGAGUUAGAUUAUCCUUCCCUGUUGGAUCAGCACUACCUCAGUUUGUUCACCAACUGCCAGCCACGCCUUGCAUGUCCAGCCUUAUAUUAUCUGCUGAACCUCAACCAGCAUCUCCGAGUUAGAUUAUCCCUUCCCUGUUGGAUCAGCACUGCCUCAGUUGGUUCACCAACUGCCAGCCACGCCUUGCAUGUCCAGCCUUAUAUUAUCUGCUGAACCUCGACCAGCAUCUCCGAGUUAGAUUAUCCUUCCCUGUUGGAUCAGCACUGCCUCAGUUUAUUCACCAACUGCCAGCCACGCCUUGCAUGUCCAGCCUUAUAUUAUCUGCUGAACCUCGACCAGCAUCUCCGAGUUAGAUUAUCCUUCCCUGUUGGAUCAGCACUGCCUCAGUUUGUUCACCAACUGCCAGCCACGCCUUGAGCAGAUUGCAUAUAUGCUGGUGUUUUACUGUCGGCUGAUCCUUCAGAGUUUCGGUUCCCAACUCAGUAGGUUCACCUAUUGACCAACUCAAAGUAAAGACGUGAGCAUUUGGAUUCAUUAGCGUGCUCAUUUCUCUGACCUUUGCAUUCGUUCCUUGGAUUAUGCAGAACCAUUACAACCAAAGAAGAAAUUUCAGCUAAUGCAUGGUGGAGUCAGAAGUUGGGUGUUCCAUCCAGAGUCAACAACUAAGUGCCAGGAGCCUCUGUCUUCAUAUCUCGACAUAGUUCUGCAUAAUCCACCCUAUCGAAGGUAAUUACAUUACGUGUGGUCCGAAUUGCACGAUGGAUGAUUCAGGUUUUUGGCAAGAGUAUACUAAUUUGUGCCAUGUAUGUGGUGGAAUGCAUGCACCUUGGUGCAGGUUUCACUCACCCUUUUAACGAAUCGAACUUUCAUGAGGAGGAAGUUAGGGCAUCUCCAGCCGUUUGGCCCCCCCAGGAGGCAUUUCUUUCGCCCCUUGGGGGGCUGCCGGCGAAAUAUUUUGCCUGGGGGCGUAAAUCUUUCCACUCGUUGCGCCCCCCCAGGAGCAGUGUUGAGGCUCAAGUAGGCAGCGGCAUUUCGUCGAGGAGGUCACAGGCGAUGUCGUGGGCACGCUCCGGUGCAAACAGGCCCUGCUCGCGGCGCAGUCCCUCCAUUUGGAGAGGUCAGGGGAGGAAGCGAGUCCGGCGAGGUCGUGCUCCAUGUACUCGAAGACGGGGUAGAUGCUGGCGGAGGAGCGGGAGGUGAUGAGGCCGUGGAUGCUGAUCACGUCCGCGCUGCCCCACGGCAUGCUGUUGGAGGUCUUCAGGCGGCUGCCGGUGCGCGGUGGUGUGCCGCCGCUGGCGCCGCGUCAUGUCCCGCGCGCCCGGCCUCCCCGCCCCGCCACUUCGGCUUCUUCCGCAACCACGGCCCGUCCGCGCUGCCGCCGUUCGUCCUCACCGCGGGCGUCGUGCUCGCGCCCCAUCAACGGCGUUGGGUGCGCGUCCACUGGUGACACAGGAGGAGGAGGGGGGAAGGAAGAGGUGCCGGUCGCUUCGCCGCUGACCAUUGAGACCGGGGCAGCUUGCCGGUGACUCGCAAACCAGCAAAGGCGCGAACGCGCAUGGAUGGAGGCGAGGCCCGGCUCAGCCGGCAGCGUGCGGGAUGCACAGAGCCCGUGCUUGGGGGCGAAACCGACUGGGGCCGGACUUGGCGAAGGCUCCAGGGCGGCUUUGGAAGCAGGUGGCAGCAGCGGCGUCCUGCCGGCGCCGGCGAGGCUGCGGAAACGGCGACGGAUUCCCGAGGCUGUGGAAACGGCGCCGACGAGGUGUGCCGCGGGCGGCUCAAAACGGAGAGCAGGAGGCAGAGCUCGACGGGGGCGGCUUUGGCUCGGGAGGACCCGGGACGGCGCCCAGCCGCGCUUCCCAACGGCGGCCUCCAGCCACGCUUCCCAACGGCGGCAAGGAGACGGGCCGUGCUCUGCUCAGGCAGCGCGAGCGCGAGCCCCGCCCCGGCCAUGCGUGCGCCGCCACGGCCGCGCGAGCCCCGCUCCGGCUGUGUGUGGUAGGUGGUGCGGUGGUGGAAGGAAGAGGAGAGGAGAGAGGAGAGAGAAGGGAGAAAGAGGGGCUGGCAGGUGGGCCGUUGCAUGCGAAAAAGAGAUGCCGGCGUUCCCAGCGGCCUCCCGGGGGACUGGGUUUGGAAUGGGCGUGCCGGCCGUAACUUUCAUCAAAACCGGCGCAAAACUGGUUCCUGAGACCUCGAGUGGGUCGUUUUUUGACCGUCGGCGUCUAAAAAUGCGCCUCGGGAGGCUUCUUGAGGGCCUAGCUGAAGAUGCUCUUACUAGUAUGAUUCAAGACUGGAAAGCCCUACAACAUGCAAACCGCCUCCUCCCCGACCUCUACACACUGGCAGUAUUUCUCCAGCGCAACCGCAUCCCCCACUGCAUCUGCUCUGGCGAUAAUUGGCCCUUGAUUUUUGUAAGGAAAGCCAAGUCUUUAUUGCUCAAAUGGUACAUAGUUUUUUUUUUGAGGGAAUCAAAUGGUACAUAG